CCGCAUGGCCAUUUAAUAUUGCUCUGUAUAGGAGAUAUACAAAAUGUCGAACAUGAGUUUUCUCGAUUUCCAGUUUGGAUUUUCACGAAAGUCGUCACUAAAACCAGCCCAGUCGAGCAUCUCCAAGCAAAGACAAAGUGUUAGCAUGCCAAGCUCUUUCAAGCCAAGCGCGGAGGAGAUGAGAUGGGUGUUCGAUAAAUUUGACACCAACAAAGACGGGAAGAUCUCCCGCGAGGAGUACAAGUUGGCACAAAGGGCACUGAAUAGAGGAAUUCCGGAAACCGAGUUGGUUAAGAUAUUUCAGACCAUUGAUUCUGACGGAGACGGGUUCAUUGAUUUCAAAGAGUUUAUGGAAAUGUUUAACGACGUGGGAGGCGGGGUAAAAGCAACUGAGAUUCAGAGUGCUUUUCGAGUGUUUGAUUUGGACGGCGAUGGUAAAAUAAGCGCGGAAGAGCUGUCGCAGGUUCUGAAAAAGCUAGGAGAGGGUUGCAGCCUCAAGGCUUGCCGGAAAAUGGUGAAAGCGGUAGACAAGAAUGGGGAUGGCUUUAUAGAUAUUGAUGAAUUUAUGAGCAUGAUGGCAAGCGGCAAGAAGCUCCGCCAUGAGUGACUUUAUGCAUCUUCUGGCUUUAAUUAGUUUAUAGUGAUGGCUACUCACGUUUUUGUACCUUUUUAAUUUCUUCUCUCCCUCCUAACACUCAUAUAUAUGAUAUCCCUCAAAUUUACACUCAAA
Alnus glutinosa is the source of this 730-nucleotide messenger RNA. RefSeq names its product calmodulin-like protein 30. Gene Ontology annotation, molecular function: calcium ion binding. Lineage: Eukaryota; Viridiplantae; Streptophyta; Magnoliopsida; Fagales; Betulaceae. The transcript has a single exon. The coding region runs from base 44 to 607 and encodes 187 amino acids. The record is from RefSeq and is a predicted model, not a curated record.